Molecule: messenger RNA, 724 nt
Organism: Scleropages formosus (Asian bonytongue)
Lineage: Eukaryota; Metazoa; Chordata; Actinopteri; Osteoglossiformes; Osteoglossidae
Gene: tyrobp
Product: transmembrane immune signaling adaptor TYROBP
Exons: 5
Coding region: 199-531 (110 amino acids)
Biological process (GO): negative regulation of B cell proliferation; neutrophil activation involved in immune response; positive regulation of macrophage fusion
Cellular component (GO): cell surface
Molecular function (GO): signaling receptor binding
Source: RefSeq, a predicted model, not a curated record
CAGAGAGCGCACUGACCAUCAAACUUCAAAUAGCAUCACAAGCUGCUGAGGACUUCGGGUUUUGUGAGAACCACCACAUUUUUUGUUUUCUGCAGCGCUCCUUUGGACUGUUUGGCCCAUCUUCAUCUUCCACGCUAUUGGACCUUCCACAGGUCAUACUCCCUACCUUUCCACUUUCCUCACUACAUCGACCUAACAAUGGGCCAGUCAAUCUGUGUCGUGACUCCAAUGGCGAUGCUGCUAGGUCCUGUAUCAGGCCAACAGGAUUGCAGAAACUGCUACCAGCUAGAUACGGGAACCCUGGUGGGCAUCAUUGUGGGCGAUAUUGUCCUCAGUGUUCUCAUUGCACUCUCUAUCUUCUGCUUUGUCUACAACAUGAAAAAAAAGAAGAGAACCCUGGAUGCUCUAGAGGGUAAGGGAAAAAAACAGACAUCCUCAAAGAUUAAGACAGAGGAUGCAGAGUCUACCUAUCAGGAGCUGCAGGGGGUACAAAGCGACAUCUACAAUGAUCUCACAAAUUUCCGGAAAUGAGGCCCACGAUGUGAAGUUUGUUCUUUAUCGAGAUGUCUUGGACCCACAAUUUAUCUGUGUAGGACACAUACUCUUUCUCUGCUGGCACCUGACCAGACCAGCAGUACUGACAGACUCAAGGGAAAUAUGACUGUAGCUGAUAGUAGCAGCUGGAAUAAGGAGCGUAUUAAGCUCUGAAAGAAAUAACCGUGAC